AUGGCUAUCCUUUAUUCUGAGGCACUGCAGCUGAUUCAAGCGGAGGCUCAGCGACAACGCGACGCCUUUGCCGCUGAUGGGGAACAUGUUCCUAUCAGUCAGGCACGGAAUCGCAUUGCUCGUGAGACCGUAACGAGUCCCAUAGCGACCCCAAAAUUUGACACAUCCGCUAUGGACGGGUACGCACUGAGCUCCUCUGCAACGCAGGAUGCGACCAUCGACGGCCCAGUGACAUUCGAAGUCAAAGGCAUGAUCGCCGCGGGCGAUGAGCCUUUACGGAUAGCCGCUGAUCAACAAUCGGGGGCACCUGUCUGCGUGGAGAUCAUGACAGGAGCUCCCUUCCCGACUAGCGUGAGCGGCGAUGACUUGGACUGCUGUGUGCGACACGAGGAUGUGGCAGUCAUCGUGGACGAAACGUCCAACCGUCGCUAUAUUCGAGUCUUCAAGCCAGCGAAAACGGGGCAGAAUCGAAGGUUUGCAGGAAGUGACUUUAAGAAAAGUGACGUCCUUGUCGACGCGGGAGAGGUGAUCCAUCCGGCCCACAUCCUGUCGAUGGCAUCGGUUGGAAUGACCAAGAUUGCAGUCACGCGCAAGCCAAGGGUCGCUGUCGUCUCUACUGGCUCGGAGCUGUUGCCUCCUGGGCUUGAUCAAUCGCCCUUACAUCGGAUCAGCGACGCCAAUGGACCCUAUCUAACUGCGACCUUGGAGAGCUGGGGUGCUGCAGUGGACUUUUUGGGAAUUGUCCAUGAUCAUGCCGAGAAGCUGGAACAGUCCCUGAGUUCGAUUCUAAAAAAGGACUACGACGUGAUCAUCACCUCUGGAGCUGUUUCGGCCGGACGAUGCGACUUGAUUCCUGCGGUGAUUCGUCGAUUGAAUGCUCGAGUCGUCUUUCGCAAGGUCGCCAUAAGGCCCGGCCAUCCUGUACUUUUCGCCCAGAUUCCCGAUUCUUCAAGCAAUGAUCAACAUCUCCGGAGUGAAACGGCGUUCUUUGGGUUGCCCGGAAACCCCGUAGCAAGCGCUGCCUGUCUGCGCUUCCUGGUCCUUCCAUACUUGAAAUACCUACAGCUGCAGCGACCAGACGAUCCAUCGCAUGCAUCUCUUCUCCCUCUUGACGACGCUGAAACUUCAACCACCAAAGAGCAUCCGGUAGUAUCUACAUUCCGCGGAGACAUGGACGUUUUUCGACCGGCAUUGGUCCGUGGCUCGUCAGGCCAUGUGCAGGUAAAGCUCAUACAGGAUCACAGCCCAGGAAAGAUUAAGCCUUUUUUGCAUUCGAAUUGUUGGAUCCAUAUCCACCGAGGUGUUUCCGAGUUGAGAGCAGGUGACAUUGUCGACAUCUACCCAAGCCAUUGA
Molecule: messenger RNA, 1353 nt
Organism: Aspergillus fischeri NRRL 181
Lineage: Eukaryota; Fungi; Ascomycota; Eurotiomycetes; Eurotiales; Aspergillaceae
Product: molybdopterin molybdotransferase MoeA
Exons: 1
Coding region: 1-1353 (450 amino acids)
Biological process (GO): molybdenum incorporation into molybdenum-molybdopterin complex; Mo-molybdopterin cofactor biosynthetic process
Cellular component (GO): cytosol; cytoplasm
Molecular function (GO): molybdopterin molybdotransferase activity
Source: RefSeq, a predicted model, not a curated record